GGUAACGAUGGAUUUAAAAUUAUUUCCGAAUUAUAUUGCAAGCUCUUGAAAAAUGCUACGAUUUAAACGUCACCAUGGUUGUAUCCUGUACACUAUCCGUUAAUUCUUUUUAAUUGACAACAAAAUGUGUUUUUAAAGAUGAAGGUUUACAGAUUAAUGUUAUCGUGUGCUUUGCUUACACUCAAAAUUGCAUACAAAAUGGCAAUAACUUUUUCGAACGUGUAAUGAACCCAAAAAUAAAAAAAUGAGGCGAAUUGCACGCCGAACAGCGCUUCGAACAUUACUACAGCGAAAAAUAGAAGUCGCUAUGCAUCACUUUCAAGCACCUGUCUGUUGAAGUGGGAUUUGCUGAGAUUAGAUAUAGUCUCGACAGUCUCAGAAUUCUUCUACGCACCACAACAUAUUCUUUUAAUAACAACUAUCUAUAACUCUGAAGAGGUUUCUGUAUAUCAAAGUCUAUUAUUUAUAUGGAUUGUAUCUCACUUGACUAUAAAAUGCUAUUGAUUGUUUAACUGAAGCGCCAAAGCUUUAUCACUCUUUAAUCGAAUAACAUCGUCUGUUCACCGGAAAAGUUCAAUAUGCCAACCAAACUCAUUUUCAUAUUUUUUGCAGUGCUAACUUCGGGUAAAGCUCAAGAAAUAUUUAAGCAUUACAAGCUGAAACAACCUUCCACAGUUCUAGGUAACCUGCUUAAAGUAGAUGACAACGAUUCCAAUCGAGUGGUAGGAGGUCACGAAGCAGCUCCGGGUUCAGCUCCGUACCAGGUUUCUUUGCAAGGCAUUUUCGGUCAUUCAUGUGGAGGCGCCAUCAUCGGUGAUGUCUGGGUGCUAACGGCGGCUCAUUGUGUUGUUAGUGCGAGACUUUCGCAAAUGCGUAUCCUUGUGGGAACCAACAGUCUAAGGGUAGGUGGCCAGAAGUAUAAAGCAGCCAAGUUCAUAGUACACAGUCGCUAUAAUAUACCGAAAUUCCACAACGACAUUGCUUUGGUUAAACUGGCAACGACAUUGCAGUACAGUGAUAAUAUAAAGGCCAUCCCAUAUUCAAAGAAAGAUCUUAUGGAAAAUGCAGUAGUCACAUUAACCGGAUGGGGUAGAACAUCUACGAACGGGCAGAUCCCGACUAAACUGCAAACUAUUGACUUACGAUAUGUGGACUAUCAGGAAUGUAGACGACAGCACGGAAAUGCUGUGGGUAUUGGACAUGUGUGCACGUUCACUCAAGCCGGGGAAGGUUCCUGUAAUGGUGAUUCAGGUGGUCCCCUAACAUACCAGGGUGAAUUGGUUGGAAUAGUGAACUUUGGGAUUCCGUGCGCGAAAGGAUACCCGGACGCUUAUGCUCGAGUGGCGUACUACCAUGAUUGGAUUCGCACAAAUAUCAAGAAUUAUGCAUAGUUAUAAAGGAUAUUUGUUGAAUUAUAGAAGA
Molecule: messenger RNA, 1422 nt
Organism: Topomyia yanbarensis
Lineage: Eukaryota; Metazoa; Arthropoda; Insecta; Diptera; Culicidae
Product: chymotrypsin-2-like
Exons: 2
Coding region: 579-1391 (270 amino acids)
Biological process (GO): proteolysis
Molecular function (GO): serine-type endopeptidase activity
Source: RefSeq, a predicted model, not a curated record